Messenger RNA from Mugil cephalus (flathead mullet), 6316 nucleotides. It is a transcript of the gene slmapa, whose product is annotated as sarcolemma associated protein a. The transcript is spliced from 26 exons. Gene Ontology annotation, molecular function: protein binding. Bases 1394 to 4084 code for a protein of 896 amino acids. NCBI's taxonomy places the organism in Eukaryota, Metazoa, Chordata, Actinopteri, Mugiliformes, Mugilidae. Gene Ontology annotation, biological process: regulation of voltage-gated sodium channel activity; regulation of membrane depolarization during cardiac muscle cell action potential; protein localization to plasma membrane. The record is from RefSeq and is a predicted model, not a curated record.
GACUUCUUGAGAAGGAGGAGGAGGAGGAGGAGGACAACUUCAUCUAGAUUCCUCCCAGAAAACUGCAGGAAGGCGACAGUCGUAACAUAAAACCACCGCGGACCGCGACAGACGACGACAGCACAACUUGUGGCAUUCGCCGAGGCUUUCCCCGGAAGAUAACUGGGCCGGUGUGAUGCGUGAGAGGAGGCGCAGUCAAGAAACUCUCCUGAUUUUUUUUCCGCGUCUGUUUCGAGCCCUGACUGUCAGGUAGCCGGCUAGCUGGCUGCAGGGCUGUGAGGUAAAAAUAAAAACACCGCCACCCACCACCGCGCUAGCACACGGCUUUUGUUUUUUUCUCCACGGGACAGGGAUGGCAUAUCGCAUCCAUUCGGUAAGCGAACUGGUCGAGAAGGGUGGAGAGGAAACAUUUGAGGACCUGGAUGAUAACUUUGGCAGCACUCACUAGCAUAGCCUAGCCGAGCCUAGCCUAGCCUAGCCUAGCUAAUUAGCAUUUCCAGUUGCACAAGACAACCCUCUAAUCCCCCAGUUCACCCUGACUGGAGUGUUUUCACCGACUAAAUCCACACGGAGAGCGGACACUGGAAUAGUUUUCGUCGGUUAACCGGGUUUUAGCCACUCCGGGUCUAUGCUAGGUGUCGUUAGCCUGGUCCUGUAGCUUCUCUGGAGGGAGUGGUGGCGUUAGGUAGCUAGCUAAGGUUCCCUGUAUCAGGGAAGGUCACUCAGAUCAUGACAAGCUCUAAAUCGACGAACAAAUUACAGAUUACACCCGACUGAACGCAUGUAAACCGACUGGAGUGGUUGCUAAUUAGGGGUGCCUGUUGCUAGCUUGCUGCAAGACAAGCUUCAAAGGCGCGCAAUAAUUUCAUGAUCUGCUCCUGGUUGAGAUUAAAUUGACAGUUUCCUGGGUCGAUCGCUGGCUGCUUCUGUCUUUUGGGGACUCGAGAUCCAGUCUGGGACCGAACCGGUUUUCCAUCGCCUGCCUCUGGAUAGUUUGAUGGACGUGGGGGGCUGUUUGCCAGGCUGUCAGUGCUAUACUCAGUCAUGUAUGUCUUGACACAUGGCACCUGGGUCUGUACAUAGUGCCUGUUGUCAGAUAUAAACAGUCGUUAUGUAGCUUUGGUGGACAGUCAGUGAAGAGAAUGUCUUUUUUUAUACACCAUGGUUUUUGCUAUUAUCACUUUUUCCAAGCACAGGAGGGUGUGCACAGUGGACAAUGUUUAUUAGUUAGUGCCUAGACGAUUUAGUGGGACUCUGAAUUCUGCCUGCAUCGAAAGGCACAAAGAUAUUGUAGAUUAUUCAUUGGGGGAUUGCGAACGGAAAACCCGCCACUCUGGAUCAAGAAAACUUGCCCCUCGUGUCUGGUUGGAGUAACACCCUCAAGCCGAAAUCAAUGCCUUCAGCGCUGGCCGUGUUCGCCUGCCGACCCAACUCGCACCCAUUCCAGGAGCGGCAUGUGUACCUGGACGAGCCGGUCAAGAUCGGCCGGUCGGUGGCUCGCUGCCGGCCGGCCCAGAACAACGCCACCUUCGACUGCAAGGUGCUGUCCAGGAAUCAUGCCCUGGUUUGGUUCGACCACAAGACUGGCAAGUUCUACCUGCAGGACACUAAAAGCAGCAACGGGACCUUCAUCAACAGCCAGAGGUUGAGUCGCGGCUCGGAGGAGAGUCCGCCCUGCGAGGUCCUCUCCGGAGACAUCAUUCAGUUCGGCGUCGACGUCACUGAGAACACACGUAAAGUCACUCAUGGCUGCAUCGUGUCAACAAUCAAACUCUUCCUACCUGAUGGGAUGGAGGCACGCAGACGAAGCGAUGUCAUCCAGGCUCCGAUACCACUACCUGUAGACAAGGUUGCAGCCAACACUCCCAGCAUGUAUUCUCAGGAACUGUUCCAGCUUUCCCAGUAUCUGCAGGAGGCCUUACACAGAGAGCAGAUGUUGGAGCAGAAGUUAGCCACUCUACAGCGUCUGUUAGCCACCACUCAGGAGGCCUCAGAGAGCAGCUGGCAGGCUCUGAUCGAUGAGGACCGUCUCCUCUCCAGACUGGAGGUGAUGGGCAGUCAGCUACAGGCUUACUCCAAGUCCCAGACGGAGGAAGGGAUCCGCAAAGAGCUCCUGGCUCUUCAGGAGGACAAACACAACUACGAGACAACGGCGAAGGAGUCUCUGAGGAGGGUCCUGCAGGAGAAGAUCGAGGUGGUCAGGAAGCUGUCGGAGGUGGAGCGCUCUCUGAGUAACACAGAGGACGAGUGCACCCACCUGAAGGAGAUGUCUGAGAGGGGUCAGGAGGAGCUGAGGGAACUCGCCAACAAGUACAACGCUGCCGUCAAUGAGAUCAAAGAGCUCACCGACAAAAUUAAGGCGGCGGAGGGUCGUCAGGAAGAGCUGACUCAGCGGGGGGCGACGGAGAAGAGGGAGUUGGAGCUGCGGAUUGAGGAGAUGGAGGAGAAGGAGCAGGUUCUCCAGGCUCGCAUCGAAGCUCUGACGGCUGACAACGACUUCACCAACGAGAGGCUCGCUGCCCUGCAAGUGCGGUUAGAACAGCUACAAGAGAAAAGCAUUAAAGAAAACAACAGUCUGGAUGUCGACAUUGUCUCCCACGGACCGGUAGAGGAGCCUGUCCAGGACAAACAAAGCCUGCAGACACCUGGGAGCCACGAGGAAGACGAGGAUGAGGAGGAUACAGACACCGAUGAGGGUGCAGUUGGUGAAGAUGAAGAUAUUGAUGACAAUUGUCAUGUUAACAACAGCGGAGGAGACUCGACUAGAAUCCAACAGUUGAUUGAGUGUCCGCCGGUCAAACAGCUGAAGGAGACUGUAACUUCUUCAAUCCACAAACUGGCCAACUUUGAUGAAGUCAUGGAUGCCCACUUACAAAACAACCAGACAUCCGAAGACGACAUCCUGGCCAGCCCCGAUCGACUCAAAGGGAAUCAGAUGGACGCCAAAGAGUCGGACAUGUCAGACACUCUGAGUCCCAGUAAAGACCGCAGCAGUGACGACACGUCAGACGGAAACAUGGACGACCAGGAGCUGAUUGAACCACAGAACAGAGUAGCUCUGCUUAAAGCCGAGCUGCAGCGGGCCGGUCUAGAGCCUGGAGACACGGAGCAGGUCAUCCACCAUCUCCACAGAGAGCUUCUAGAGGCCCAGGAAUUAGCCAACACCGGCAAGCAGAAAUGUCUGGAGCUACAAGCUCUACUGGAGGACGAGAGGAGGAGUAACUCCCAGCGGACUGAGGAGUCGACCAAACAGAUCCAGUACCUGCAGACUCAGCUCGGGAAGCUGCAGGCCGACAUGGAGGCACUGAGGGAGCAGAGGGAGAGCACCAUCUGCAGCACCAGAGAGGAGCUCUACUCGGCCCAGGAGGAGAUCCUCGUCCUGCGACACGCCAUGGAGGCGGCCACGGCGGAGCGGGAGCGUGAGAUCGCCGCCCUGCAAGCGGACCUGGGCGGCGUCCGCACUGAGCUGGAGCACUGGAGGAGCAUGGCCGCCAAGUACGAGGAGGAGAUCAGCCGGCUGCAGGAGGCCUUCACGCAGCAGCAACAGCAGCAGAACACCGCCUGCCAGCUGCAGGAGGAGUGCGUCGCGUUGCAGCAGCGGUGUGUUUGCCUGCAGCAGGACUGUGACGGCCUGCGAGCUGAACGGAAAUCUCUGACGGACAAACUGCAGCGUCUGGAGACUGAGCUGAGCAGCACCAGGGAGCAGAGUAUUGUCCUCAGCAGCAGUCUAGAGUCUCUGGAGAAGAGGGAGGAGGUUUUGCAGGACAAACUGGGUUCUCUGGAGAACCGGCACCUGCAGGACGCCAGCAGGCUGAAGAACCAGCUGGACCAGGCCCAGGCCCGGACACACACGCUGCAGAAAGAGUAUGAAGACACACAGUCCCAGCUGCUCGACCUCCGUCAGCGCUACGAGAGGACGGAGCAAGAGAAGCUGAACAUCCACCAGGAGCUGGAGCAGUGCAGGAGCAGCCUGAAGCUGCUGCAGGACAAGAGCAGCUCUCCAUCCAUAUUGCAGCCUGUCCAAGCCAUAUUCAUGGGCCUUGUCCUGGCUCUGCUCUACUGGUGUUUCGGCCAGUUGUGGUAGAAAGAGCGGCUGGAGCCCCUGGAUGCCGGUCAUCGCAGUGAUGGUUGCCGUGACGGCCGCCGUCCUCUACCCCAACCUGUCCAAGAGCAGCUCCACCUAGAGGACAAACAGAAGCGCUGUAUGGAGAGCGUCACUGCUUUACUUGUAUAAAGUCUAAUUGUACAUAGUUGUAGAGGGAAUAUAAAGGUUGUGGUUUCUACAGAGGACUCAGAUGAUUCUUGGUUUAUUUUUGAUUUUGUUUGUUAGUUUGUUUUUCUGGCGACGGGGGAGUUUUGUUUUUAUUCUCUCUCUCAGCUGUGGUGGGGGGGCUUUUUUUUUUUUUUUUUUUUUUUUUUUUUUUUGGUUUUCGUCUCUCUGCUGAUUUCUGGGUAACAAAGCGUUCUCCCGCAGGCCGAGCUUCCACAACACAUGUGUAAAAACGACAAACAACAACAAAAAAAAACUGGGAAACGAACUGGGACAAACGCGUCACUUUCCAGCAGCCUCCGCUCAGUCAGGAGUAGAAUUUACUGGUCGGACAUUUUGAUGCCAAAAACAAACAAUAUAUAUAAAUAUAUAAAUACACGUACAUAUUUCGUUUUAUUAGUUUUGGUUCAACACUAUGAAGCCUGAGUAUUUUUCAGUUUCUGUAUUCGAGGCUGACACAGAGCCACUACAGUAAAUCUAUAUCACAUUCCUCCAAUCAGUCUGGAGCUGCAGGGAGUCACACAAAUCUCUAACGAACAUCCAGGCGUCUGUGCUGUCGUUAAAAUCUGCGCCGCUGAGUCUGUUGGAAAGUUUCAGGACGUCCCGCUCUGCUCCAGUGUCCGGCGGCCAUGUUGGAUGACUUCACAUGGCGUUGUCUCUGUGUUUUCUUUUUUUCCCCGGGGAGUUCGGGAUGUUUUUUUUUUUAUAUAUAUAUAUAACUAAAACCAGAACUUGAAGCCAAAUUAUUAAAAUAAAAUCUGAUAUAUUUUAUUUUUUUUUUCCUUACUUUUGAUUAUUUUUUUCUUGUGGGGAGGAAGGGGGAGGGGCACAGAAACGGGGGGUCAAAGUGCCUCUGAUGUAACUAACACCACAGUUUAUGUACGUGUGUGGACAAACGCAAUCUCACACACACACACACACACACACACACACACACACACACACACACACUCUUCACCCAGACACGCACUGACGUUAUUUGACUGUCGGAGGCCUUUCGAUGUUGGUGAAGCUGUGAAUCUGCCACUCACACAACCACUGGAGGACAUUUUUAUUUUUCAUUAAAUAAAUUAAUUCAUCUUGAAAAACCAAGACAUUAUCUUUAAAAUGCUUGUCAUAGCAGCUCUUGCGAGGGAAAAAAAAAAAAGUCUUUGUCGUGUCCACAGAAUGGAUCGCAGCUACUUCAUGAUUAGGUUCAGAUGUUAUUGUUAUCAGACUAGACAUGAAGCCUGUGAGAAAGUCGGCUCUGACGCUCUCGGCCCCCGGAGGACGACUCAGCAGCUUCACAACUUUUGUCUGAAUUCUGUGAAAAGACACGAAAACGUGAGCUGACAUGCUAACGUUAGCUCAGGACGCUGUCUGAGGCCGUUGCUGAGAUGCUAACUACACGUUUAGCCGUGUUAGCGUUCAUCAGAUUACUGGGUUGUAGUUGCAGCUGGGGAUCGUUUCCGAAACUCACAUUUCAAUGAGUUGAAACCCAGAUUUAUAGCACAGACUAAAAGCUAAACUCUUGUCCUGCAGCUGUUCAGUUGUUAGAUGUGAGUGUUUUUGUUAAAGACUGGAAAAGAUUUUAUUGUUUUUCACCUUUAGGCCACGGACUCUAAAAAGACAUCACAUGCUUCAGACAGUUGAACACGUCAGGCCUCGGCUAAGAAUCAUUUUAACAAACAUUAAAUUAUCUCUUUGUGUGUGUGUGUGUGUUUGUGUUUGUGUGUCGGUUCACACUCUGGACUCUUGAGCAGCGUUUUGCCAUCGUUCGUGUACUCCGUCUGGUCUCUGUGUUUAAAAUGAAAUUUAAAAAAAAAAGAAAAAAAAAGGACAACGAUCAAAUAAAAAAUAUUCCUGAUGUUUAAAGAGAAAAAACACUACAGUACAGAGAGAGAGAGUUGUAAAAUAAAAUGUUACUGAAUGACGUGCUACUAGACUUAUUUUGUUAAAAUUGUUUAGAGAUAUGAGAGGAGGCUAUGUAGAGGUAAAGAGGAGGAGGAUGAUUGUGGAAUAUGCAGAGCGAUGUUUGGAUUAAAGUUGUAGCAGCUGACCCACCAA